UCGCAGAGAGUUGGACACGACUGAGUGACUGAACUGAACUGAACCCUCCUCACAUCCAGAGUGUAGAGGUGAAGACUGGAGUUCAGGAUACCUGCCACAAGUUCCUGCUUUGCUUUUCCCAGGCACCUUCUACACCCAUGAGAAGUUAGUGACCUCUGCCCCCACUGCCUUGGGAGUAACAGAAGCCUGCUGUCCUGCUCAAUAGCUCCUGCUCAGGACCUGGGAUGAGGAUGGCCCUUCUGGCUCGUUGGGCCCCCUGGCUUCUGGGAUCUGAAAUAAUGAAUUUUGUGAUUUCAUGUUCUUGGUGGGGAUGUACAGAAACUUAUUUAGUUGCUAAGUUGUGUCCUACUCUGCGACCCCAUGGACUGUAGCCUGUCAGGUUCUUCUGUCCACGGGAUUUUCUGGGCAAGAAUACUGGAGUGGGUAGCCAUUUCCUUCUCCAAGGGACCCUCCAGGCGAUCUUCCUGACCCAGAGAUUGAACCCGUAUCUCUUGCGUCUCCUGCAUUGGCAGGGAAGCCCAACUGCCUUCAAUCAAAAGGACUCCAUGGGUUUCAGCCCCCCAGAGUGGGAGCUGGAUGCUGAAGGUGCUGCCUGCCGCCCCCCCCUCACUCAGCAGGUCACAAUCUGGACAAUCUUAAGUCAGUAAGCCAGCUCCAGCCUUGGCCUCUCAAAGCACAAGGGCCCCCACGUCCCCAGUAACCUCAAUUCUCCCCUACGUUGAUUCCGUGUUUCCUCCAAACCCUGUCCCAGGCCCGUUCUCCAUACAAGGACUUAAUGGAUAUCACCUAAGUGGGCACACAUCUGAUUGUGGGGUCUGAGGCUUACACAGUUUUGAGUAUGCUUGAUAAGAAAACUUCUAAAAAAGUGAAUAAAAUUAGAUAUGAAAGAAUAUUUAGAAUGGAAAAGAUAUCAGCAAAUUAUAUUGGAGCCUUGGCGAUUCCUGUCCCUCUUGACUGAGAUCUCUUUGGGAAGUUUCCUGAAAAUGUUUCCCAAGAAAUACAGGAGAGGCUGGCCUUGAGAGGCUUGGCACACUGAUAGGUGGGUCUGGGGUGAUCGUGCUGGUGAACAGCAGUGACUGGCCUGUAUCCAACCGCAUCUGGAUAAAUCCAGUGGAAACCUCGAGAGGGUUUGCUGAUGGCUGCACGCCCCUAUGGGGAAAGAGCUGCAAUAGCGACCAAGGAAACCAGUUUAUGGGCCAUGAGACUCAGGAGCUGGCCUGUAAAAGAUGACAGACACUGGCAUUUCCACCAGCCCUACAGCCCUCCUCCCCUGCUGCCGGGCUAAGCGGAGGAUGGAUGGACUACUUACUUAGCCAGCAAGAGAGACAGGAAAUCUGCUUUCUGACAUGUGAACUAGGAGGCUAACUUGAGCCUUCCACAUUAUAACUGAAUAUGCCAGGAGCAAUGGACCCAGAGACUACGCCAUGGUAACCCCAAAGCAACUAGUCAGCACCAUCCAAGUCCGACUGUUUUUGUCCUGACCACAGGAUCUGCUCCCAGUGGAACACAGUAUACCACGGCCUGGGACUGGCAGAAUAUCAGCUUCCUGGUGCAGGACCAAGUGCUGGCGAAGCCCUCGGGCAGCUCCCAUCUCUGAAAAUCCAGCCUGCCACCACCCGAACAGCCAGGCAUCCACAGAGCACAGGAAGCUGGAAUCUGACCCCUGGCAGCGGGCCUGGUCUCCAUGGCAGCCGGGUGUUUAUUACCGGGGCCUCCACCCGGCUGGGCGGACUUUCGACUUGAAGCCGGGAAGAAGGGGAACAGGAAGGCAGUUCUGGGAGCAGUGAGCCCACGGGUGGCAGCUGGAGGCCCCGCGAUGGCCAAGUUUCUUUCCCAGGACCAAAUUAACGAGUACAAGGAAUGCUUCUCCCUGUAUGACAAGCAGCAGCGCGGGAAGAUUAAAGCCGCAGACCUGCUGAUGGUGAUGCGGUGCCUGGGGGCCAGCCCAACGCCUGGGGAGGUGCAGCGGCACCUGCGGACUCACAGGAUAGACAGAAAUGGAGAGCUGGAUUUCUUUACUUUCCUGACCAUCAUGCAUAUGCAGAUAAAACAAGAGGACCCAAAAAAGGAAAUUCUUUUGGCCAUGUUGAUGGCGGACAAGGAGAAGAAAGGCUACAUCAUGGCGUCUGAAUUGCGGUCAAAACUCAUGCAACUGGGGGAGAAGCUCACCCACAAAGAAGUGGAGGAUCUCUUCAGGGAAGCAGAUAUCGAACCGAAUGGCAAAGUGAAGUAUGACGAGUUCAUCCAGAAGCUCACCAUUCCUGUGCGGGACUACUGAGCGAGGAGGCGAGAGAGCCGCCCCUGGGCCUGAGCACUCAGACUGUGGGUUUUGGAAAAGAAAGUGUUUCUUACACUUGCGGGAGAUGGCAAACACAGCAAGAUGACAAACCUAAGCCCAGCAAGAGGACAAGGAAACAAAAUUAUUCCAGCCACGGUAUUAGCAUGUCUUUAAUAAAACUUUGUACUGUUUUAACAACUACCA
Capra hircus (goat) is the source of this 2482-nucleotide messenger RNA. RefSeq names its product calmodulin like 4 (gene CALML4). The transcript has 6 exons. The record is from RefSeq and is a predicted model, not a curated record. NCBI's taxonomy places the organism in Eukaryota, Metazoa, Chordata, Mammalia, Artiodactyla, Bovidae. Gene Ontology annotation, molecular function: calcium ion binding. Bases 1685 to 2278 code for a protein of 197 amino acids. Gene Ontology annotation, cellular component: myosin II complex.